AGUGUUGGCAGAAGUUGAGAAGAAAGCUAAAAUGUAUUCAGCUAUGUCUAUGCAGAUUAAAUGCUCAGUGUGCUUGGGUGAUUUUACUGAUCCAGUUACACUUUCUUGCGAGCACUCGUUCUGCCGGGAAUGCAUCACGGGUCACAUGCAGGCCAGCCUGGGACCAACCACCUGCCCAGAAUGCCAAAAGCCUUAUAACGAAGAAGACCUGAAAUCCAGCCGUUUACUGAGGAACAUGACCUCCACUGUGAGAGAGCACCUUGCUGAGCUCAAAUUGGAUAAAUCUCCAUCUAAAGAAGGAGCAGAAUCCUUAAAGCUCCCAGAAAUGGAAAGGAUGUUGAUGUGCUCGGAACACGAUGAGAAACUUAAACUGUUCUGUGAGACUGAUCAGAAGCUGGUGUGUGUCAUCUGCAGGGAUGGAGACAAACAUAAAGGACACGUCUUUAAACCAGUGAAAGAAGCUGCGCAGAUCAACAAGGGGGAGCUGAAGACAGCGUUGGGUUUUCUUGCCAAAGAGAAUGGACAGCUGGAUUACAUGAUCCAACAACAGACAACUGAGAUCACCAAAACUGAGGGUAAAUCCAAAUCUUUAUCAGCCCAGAUCUCUGCUCAGUUUGAAGAAAUGCACCAGUUCUUAAGACAAAAAGAGGACGAAGUGAAGAAAAAGCUGGAGAAGGAGGAGAAGAAGGUUAUAGAAUUCAUGCAGAAUAAUCAGUCCGUGAUAAACAGAAGAUUCAUGGAGAACAAAGAGAAGGAGAUUAUUCUGCAGUCAGCUCUGGAGAUUGAGCAGCCUGAUCACUUUCUACAGUGGUGGAAUGAAAAAGGAUUUCCAAUGACGAAGAAGAUGAAGCAGAAAGCCGAUUUGACACCAUCAAAUAUCAAGUAUACGUCAAGAGUGAAAGAUCUCACUGUGCUUCCUGACUCUCUCUUUAUUGGCCCUCAUGAAACUCACCUGCAGUUCUUUGUGUGGAAGGAGAUGCUGGGAUCCAUCAAACCAGUUCCUGAGAGUUUAACCCUGAAAAAAUCUGGAGAGUCUUACUUAAAAGUGUCUCCAGGGGGCACCAGAAUCCGACAAGCUGACAGAGCGACUGUUCUGUAUAAAGACUUCAACCCUGGGACAGUUUCAGAGAAAAACUUCAAAGCUGGUCAGCACUACUGGGAAAUAGAGGUGGGAGAAAAGCCAGACUGGACUGUGGGAAUUAAGAUAGGUGCAGAAAAACAGCUGAGUGCAGCAAAGUCUGCUGAGAGUGAGAUCCUGCUCCACCUUAAACACACUAAAGGAUACGUUCUGACCUGUGAUGGAAAGGACACUACAUUGAAUAGUCCAGACAAACCACAGAAAAUAGGGUUGUAUCUGGACUGUGAGAGAAAGCAGGUGUCGUUCUAUAACGCUGAUAACAUGUCUCGACUGACCCGGAUAAACUACAGCUCAAAGCAGCCUUGCUGUCUCACUCUGGUUCCAGGACUUUAUCUGGAUGGAAUGAACAGCGAUCCUCUCUCUGUCUGCUCAUAUGAGUUUAACACUGGCAAACGCUAACAUGCUAGCUCAGUUAUUAGCUGCACAUUUUCUGAGACAUUAUAAAAUGUCUUAGAUUUGAGACAUAUGGGGAUAUCUAGGUCAUCUAAAAUCAGAUUAUAACAAAGAUGUUUUGGGCUUUUUUAUUUUGAGCUUCUUAAUGACACAUCACGAUGAUAUAAACAACUUCUUUUUUUACAUGCAUAUCUUUGCAUUCAUUUUUAGA
This is a messenger RNA of Carassius carassius (crucian carp), 1742 nucleotides long. RefSeq names its product zinc-binding protein A33-like. NCBI's taxonomy places the organism in Eukaryota, Metazoa, Chordata, Actinopteri, Cypriniformes, Cyprinidae. Gene Ontology annotation, molecular function: zinc ion binding. Bases 32 to 1537 code for a protein of 501 amino acids. The transcript is spliced from 6 exons. The record is from RefSeq and is a predicted model, not a curated record.